UUUAUUAUUCCAAAAGAAACUUGGACCGAUACAUAUAAAGACUUGUCAAUGUUGAGGAGGCAAAGGCCUGGCGGUGGCCGUCACCCGCCACCGUUGACUCCAACGGUGAGCAACUUCAAGCCAAGAGCUCAAUGGAACAACUCUGGAUCUUCCAUAAUCCUUUAUGUCAAUCUUCCUGGGUUUUAUAGAGACCAAGUAGAAAUCAAGAAGGAUGAGAAGACACGAGCUAUCUACAUUCAAGGCCAGCGACCACUCUCUACUCAUACCAAGGCUCGUUUCAAUGAAGUUUACCGUGUUCCCGAGUCGUGCGAUAUGACGAAACUUAACACUUCUUUCUCACAUGGACUACUGACGAUCGAGUUUCCGGCUGUGGUGGAAGGUGAGAAAACGGAAAAGGCAGGCAAUGAUCAGGGAAAGACUGUGCAGGGGGCUAAUAAUGAGGAAAAUAGUGGGACUGGUCUCGGUGGGAGUAGCUUGGGACGGAAGAAACCUUCGGAUAAGGAGAAACGAGUGGGAACAAGUCAAGAGAAAGCUGUUACAAUGGCGAAUAAAGAAGAACCCAUAACGUAUAAGAGAGCAGUGCCAGCGGCUAAAGUGAAGAAUGAAGAGAAAGUGAAAGAAGGAGAAGCCAGCUCUGCUCAAAUAGGUCAACAAAAGACUCUACAGAAGGUAAAGGAGGAAGAGGCUAGAAGUACACCGAUCAUUGGUGGUAGCUUGGAAGCCAAGGUACUUGCAAAAGAAGAGAAAGAAAUUGAGAGAAAGAAGGAAGCUGAUAUCGGUCAAAAAAAGACUGGAGAGAAGGUGAAGGAGGAAGGAACUACUAGAAUACCUACCAUUGGUGGUAGCUUGGAACCUAAGGUACAUUCUAAAGCAGAAAAAAUAGUAGAGAGAAAGGGAGAUGGUGAAAUAGGUCAGAAGCUGAAAGAGAGAGUUAACGUGAUAAGCAAGCAUGAUGAGAAGAUGGUUGGAUACAAGGUAAGUGAAGGAGAGAUUCAAGAGAAAGUGGAAGAAAAGAAGGUAGAAGAAGCCGGUAUAGUCAAAAAUACAAGAGAUCUGAAAGGUAAACCUGAAGUCAUGGAACCAAGAAGGGUAGAUUCAGAUGUUAACGAAGACUUAACCAAAGGAGGUGAAGACAAAGAGGAAUCUGAAAAGGGUACAUUACUAGUCGAAGAACAGAGGAAGACCAACAUGGAUACUACUGCAACAGAAGGAAGAGGACAUGAGGAAGAAAGGAGUCAGAUAUAUGACACAUCUUUGGUCAAUGUUGGAGUAGCUUCUCUUGUCAUUAUGGGGUUUGGUGCAUACGUCUUCCUACCACUUGUAAAAAUGUUCUACUGACUCUGUUAAAAAAAAACAAAAGCAUACUCACUUAUAGUUACGAAUAAACCAAAGAAAAAACAAGAUUGC
This is a messenger RNA of Brassica oleracea var. oleracea, 1407 nucleotides long. Its product is annotated as inactive protein RESTRICTED TEV MOVEMENT 2-like. The transcript is spliced from 2 exons. Lineage: Eukaryota; Viridiplantae; Streptophyta; Magnoliopsida; Brassicales; Brassicaceae. The record is from RefSeq and is a predicted model, not a curated record. Bases 49 to 1338 code for a protein of 429 amino acids.